UAACCCGGAACAGUUUGAUGUGGGUUUUUUUUGUAGCUGAACCCUUCAUUCGUAACAACAACUACUCAAUGAACCUAUCGUACACCGACAGUGCUUCUAGGACCAGUGAGAUUUCCCCUCCCGAGAUGUCAGCUGACUCCAUGGAGAUUGAUGACUCCCUGUACAGUCGUCAGAGGUAUGUCCUGGGGGACAGUGCUAUGCAGCAGAUGGCUCAGUCUUCUGUCUUCCUCAGUGGAAUGGGAGGACUGGGAGUGGAGAUCG
Molecule: messenger RNA, 261 nt
Organism: Oncorhynchus keta (chum salmon)
Lineage: Eukaryota; Metazoa; Chordata; Actinopteri; Salmoniformes; Salmonidae
Product: ubiquitin-like modifier-activating enzyme 6
Exons: 3
Molecular function (GO): ubiquitin-like modifier activating enzyme activity
Source: RefSeq, a predicted model, not a curated record